Molecule: messenger RNA, 2354 nt
Organism: Nicotiana attenuata
Lineage: Eukaryota; Viridiplantae; Streptophyta; Magnoliopsida; Solanales; Solanaceae
Product: RNA-directed DNA polymerase homolog
Exons: 2
Coding region: 1284-1961 (225 amino acids)
Source: RefSeq, a predicted model, not a curated record
CCCAUUUGCCUUUCUCUUCGAUGUCAAAGCCACUUUUGGCUCCAUCUCCAUAACUAGAAUAGUCCUUAAAGCUUCAUCCUUCACAAUCAGAAGGUGCAUGGCCAUUUUGAGCUAAGUUCUGAAUCAAAUCACUAAGGAAUCCCAAAAGUUUUGGCUAAAUCUUUAAAGAUCACAUAUGAGUACAAAUGGAAUUAAAAAGGGUGAAGCUUUUCUUCGUCCUUGUUUCUGAGACCUCUGCCAUCACCAACCUUCAAAAUUCGAACAGCUUUUGGUUUUGCCUCUCAAAUCCUGUCCAAAUUCACCGUUGGGAGAACCCUAAUUUUUUUAUAUAAAUACUCUUUUUACCUUCUGUCAAAGGAUCAUGUUUGGGAGCCGCCAUUGAAACACUACUAUAUUUCUUACUCUUACCAUUGUUCUUGUCCCUUAGAAACUCUAAGAAAGUACUUUCAAACUUUUAUCUUCUGUCCCGGUGUACUUUAGCCGGGAUAGAGGUGUUUGAAUUUAUUGGCUCGGGGUUCGGAUCUGUUCAUAACGAGAGAGUAGAUUCGAAGGCGACGCCCCGUUCACUGCUCACAAAAAGUCGAGCGGACUUCUGGAGAGAUAGUGCUACCCAUCCUAGCUGGAGGAGUCACCCUGAAAACAACGUUUCAUGUCAUGGACCAAGAUACAGCCAACAACGCCAUCAUAGGGCGCCUGUGGAUACACGCCAUGCGAGCAGUCCCGUCCAGUCUCUCUCAAGUAAUCAAGUUUCCUACUCCAUGGGGAGUAUUCAGCAUCCGGGGCGAACAACGCACCGCACAGGAAUGCUAUCGCAUCGCCCAAGAUUGCACCCAUACCCAACAACUAAAUGGGGCAAGUGCGGAAGCCUAGCAAUCAGCGAUGUCGGGAAUCAAGCUUCACGAACGAACAGACGUUAUCAAGGAUCCCGACAUCAUGGAAGCAUCCGAGUCGAUAAUAGAGGAUCUCGAUCCCAUCCUACUUGACGGCAACGACAACACGAAAAAGGCUUAUAUCGGCCACAACCUCUUAGAACCAGAUAAGUUUCACAAAUUCUUAACUGACAAUGACGAUCUGUUUGCCUUCUCCCAUGCAGAUAUGCCAGGUAUCCCGAAAGACAUCGCCACGCACAAACUGAAUGUCGAUCCCCUCUACCCGCCAGUCGGCAAAUAAGGAGGAAGUUCAACACUGCAAUCAAGGAAGCCGUCAGCGAAGAAGUCGACAAGUUGCUCACAAACGGCUCCAUCCGAGAGUCAAAAUAUCCCCAGUGGGUCGCCAAUGAGGUCAUGGUAAAGAAGAAAAACGGAAAGUGGCGGAUGUGUGUAGAUUUCACACAUCUAAACAAGGCCCGCCCAAAAGAUUCCUUUCCAUUGCCACACAUCGGCCAGCUCAUCGACGCAGUAGCAGGACACGAGUUGCUAAGCUUCUUGGAUGCCUACUCGAGUUACAACCAGACCCUCAUGGAGGAAGAAGACCAGGAGAAAACUACUUUCAUCACUCACAAAGGAACGUACUGCUAUAAGGUCAUGCCGUUCAGACUAAAAAAUGCAGGAGCGACGUAUCAGAGAUUGGUCACCAAGAUGUUCAAAGACCAACUCGGCAAAACAAUGGAAGUCUACAUCGAUGACAUGCUGGUUAAGUCCAAGAGGAAAGAAGAUCAUAUCGAUCAUCUGAAGGAAGCCUUCGACAUAUUAAGGCAGUACGACAUGAAACUAAACCCCGAAAAAUGCGCUUUCGGCGUAACCUCAGGCAGGUUCCUCGGUUUCCUGGUAUCGCAAAGAGGCAUCGCGGUCAACCCAGAUCAGAUUAAGGCCAUCAAAGGAAUACCAGAAAUGUUAACCAGCAAAAAACAGGUACAAAAACUGACAGGUCGGAUAACCGCCCUGUCAAGAUUCAUCUCACGAUCGUCAUAUAGGUGUCAUAAGUUUUUCAGUGUGCUGAAGAAAGACAACGGGCUCCAGUAGAAUUCGGAGUGUGUCGAUGCCCUGAGAAAUCUGAAAACCUACUUGUCCUCACCACCGUUACUCGCCAAGGCAGAACAAGGCGAAUGCCUCCUUGUCUAUCUAGCCGUCUCCGAAGUCGUGGUAAGCGCGGUUUUGGUCCUUGAGAGUAAAGGUACGCAAUCUCCAAUUUACUAUAUCAGCAAAACUUUGGUUGACGCCGAAACGAGGUAUCCCCACCUCGAAAAAUUGGCUCUGGCAUUGGUCGUAGCUUCACGAAAGCUCAGACCAUAUUUUCAGUGUCACCCCAUAAAAGUGGUAACGUCUUUUUCCCCUCAGGAGCAUCCUGCAUAGACCCGAGCUGUCGGGUCGAUUGGCCAAAUGGGCCAUAGAAUUGAGCGAACAUGAUAUAACAUA